Saprolegnia diclina VS20 is the source of this 3994-nucleotide messenger RNA. RefSeq lists its product as hypothetical. The record is from RefSeq and is a predicted model, not a curated record. Bases 132 to 3950 code for a protein of 1272 amino acids. Gene Ontology annotation, biological process: transmembrane transport. Gene Ontology annotation, cellular component: membrane. Gene Ontology annotation, molecular function: ABC-type transporter activity; ATP hydrolysis activity; ATP binding. NCBI's taxonomy places the organism in Eukaryota, Oomycota, Saprolegniomycetes, Saprolegniales, Saprolegniaceae. The transcript is spliced from 2 exons.
CUCCACCAUGGACAGGCCUUCGCGCCCGUCAACAAGCCAUCGACCGCCACCUGUAGUCCAGUGUCUAGUCCAUCGUCGAGCUACGACGUGAGCUCAUAUCGUUACUUGCAUCGUCCAGCGCACGUCCCAAUAUGACAACCGCCGACGCGUAUGGGGCGCUGGCCACACCGCGCGGCAAGAGCGACACGGCGUCCGACCCGACAGCACCAACGACAACGACAGCAGCGCCGCUCAUUCCACUCUCCAAGCUCUUCCAGUACGCCGACACGACCGACAAGGUGCUCAUGGUUGCUGGCGCGCUCUUUGCGGCCGCGACCGGCAUCGCCCAGCCCGUGCAGAUCCUCUUCUUUGGCGACAUCAUCAACGCCUUCAACCCGACCAGCGGCGAGGUCACCAACGCCGACCUCUUUCGCAAGAGCAUCAACGACGUCGUGCUCAAGUUCGUGUACCUCGGCCUAGCCGUCCUCUUCACCGCGUUUGGUCAAGUGGCGUGCUGGACGAUUGCGGCGUCGCGGCAGUCGAAGCGCAUUCGCCACGCCUACGCCAGCGCGAUCUUGCGCCAAGAGGUCGGCUGGUUUGACGUAAGCGAGCCCAUGACGCUCGCAACGCGCGUCGCCGACACGACGCUCCUCGUGCAGAACGGCAUUGGCCGCAAGGUUGGCGACGGCAUCAACUACGCGGCCAUGGGCAUUGGCUCGAUCGUCCUCGCUUUUGCGUACGGCUACGAACUCUCGCUCGUGCUCUUUGCGCUUACGCCCUUUAUCGGUCUCUCGGCCUACUAUAUGACCAAAGCGAUCUCGGACGCGGUGCAGAACGGCGUCGACGCGUACGCCGAGGCCGGCGGUGUCGCCGAAGAAGCACUGAGCAACAUCCGCACCGUGCACAUGUUUCACGCGAUGGAGCGCAUUGCCGCCAAGUACGAUGCGGCGCUCGCCAAGACGGAAGCCGCCGGCAUCAAGAAAGGCCUUGCGAUCGGUGUCGGCACGGGCGUCAUGUUCUUCACGCAGUUCCUCACGAACGGUCUCGGUAUGUACUAUGGCGCGGUCAAGAUCACCAACGACAUUGCGGGCGGGUGCGUCACUAGCGAGUGCUACAACGGUGGCCGCGUCAUCACCAUCUUCUUUUGCAUCGUCAUGGGUGCCAUGGCGCUCGGCCAAGCCGGCCCGGCGCUCCAGGCCAUCUACACGGGGCGCGCAGCGGCCCAAGACAUUUUCGCGCUCAUUGCGCGCGUCUCGCGCAUCGACGUGACCGACGACGCGGGACGUUUGCUCGAUCCAAACACUGUCCGCGGUGAGAUUACAUUGGAAAACAUUGCGUUUGCGUACCCGUCGCGCGCGCACGUUCCAGUGUGCAAUGGCUACUCGCUCACGAUUCCCGCGGGCCAAAAGAUUGCGCUCGUGGGCGCAAGCGGGUCGGGCAAAAGCACGAUCGUGUCGCUUCUCGAGCGCUUUUACGACCCCUUGGGCGGCCGCAUCACGCUCGACGGCGUCGACUUGCGGGACCUCAACGUAGCCUCGCUCCGCGCGCAGAUCGGUCUCGUCGGCCAAGAGCCAAGCCUUUUUGCUGAUACAAUCGCCAACAACAUUCGCCGCGGCAAGCCGGACGCGACGCUCGACGAGGUCGUGGCCGCCGCCAAGCAAGCCAAUGCCUACGACUUUAUCAUGGGGUUCCCCGCAGGUUUCGACACGGACGUUGGCGACCGUGGCGCGCAGCUCUCGGGUGGCCAGAAACAACGUAUUGCGAUCGCCCGUGCGAUCAUCAAGAACCCGAGCGUGCUUUUGCUGGACGAAGCCACGAGUGCGCUCGACACGGAGAGCGAGCAUGUCGUGCAGGCGUCGCUCGACGCGCUUGUCGCUGCCCGCCAGCGCACCACCAUCAUCAUUGCGCACCGACUCUCGACGAUCCGUGGCGCCGACCGCAUCGUCGUCUUGAGCGACGGCGUCGUCGUCGAAGACGGCACCCAUGAUGACCUCCUCUCAAUUCCCCAUGGCCACUACAAGGGCCUCGUCACGGCGCAGAUGCGACACGCGGCCGACGAAGCGGACGAGGCGGCUUCGGACGAAAAGUCGUCGGCGGUCGUAACCCAAGCUACCGAGCGCCCGAAAGAGGUUGGUGACGCCGCCUCGUCGACUGGCGACGACGAUGCGACGUCGGUCGACAGUGCCGGGCUCAAACGCCCGCUGGUGCCCAUCUCGCGCGUGUGGCGUCUGAGUCGCCCGGAAGUGCAACAGUUGGUCGUCGGCAGUCUUGGCGCGCUCAUCCACGGCGCCGUGUACCCUAUCUGGGGCCUGCUCUUGACGAAAUGCGUCGUGCUCUUUUACCGCCAAGACCUCUCGUCAUCCGAGAUGCGCCACCAAGCCAUGUGGUGGGGCCUCAGCUUUGUCUUUAUGGGCCUUGUGUACGUCGUUGCCAUCAUUGCGCAGUACCACCAGUUUGCGACCGCGUCCGAGCGGCUCACCGGUCGCAUUCGCUACAUGAGCUUCCAAGCGAUGCUGCGCCAGGACAUGGCGUGGUUUGACGACCCGCGCCACUCGCCCGGUGCGCUCACGACCCGGCUCGCGACCGAUUCGGCGGCCAUUCGGUCCAUGACGUCCGAGUCGCUCAACGCUGUCCUUGUCAACGUCUCGUCGCUCGGCGUCGGCUUUGGCGUCGCGUUCUACUACUCGUGGAAGAUGACGCUCGUGCUUAUGGCCAUCUUUCCCAUUCUCGGCUUUGCGAGCGUCAUGGAGAUGCAAACGCUCGGCGGCGGCGACAAGGACCUCAACGACGGCGACCUCUGCGCCGGCGCGCUUCUCUCGGAAGCGAUCAACUCGAUCCGCACAGUGGCCUCGUUUGGCCUUGAAAAGGCCACCAACACAGCGUAUCUCACUUUUCUCCAGCAGUCGGCGUCGACGGACGUCAAACUCGGGCUCAAGAGCGCGUCGGCGUACGGUCUCAGCCAGUCGACCAUGGUGCUUGCGAUCGCCACCACGUUUUACUUUGGCGGCUGGCUCCUCCUCCGGGGUGACGUGACCUUUGAGGCCAUGAUGACGGUCCUCAACGCGAUCCUCUUCUGCUCGUUUGGCGUCGGCAUUGCGGUCCAAGGCCUCGGCGACGUCGGGAAGGCCAAGAAGGCGGUCCAGAGCAUCUUUGGCAUCAUCGACCAUAUCCCAAGCAUCGAUGCGAUGGCCGAUGCUGGCGCGACACUGGAGCAUGUCCAAGGGGACGUUCACUUUUCGCACGUGGCAUUUGCGUACCCGAGCCGGCCGGACGCUCAGAUCUACCGCAACUACAACCUCUCGAUUUCAAGCGGCCAGACGCUCGCGCUGGUCGGCGGCAGCGGCAGCGGGAAGAGCACCGCGAUUGCGCUCUUGCAGCGGUUUUACGACCCGAGCGCGGGGGCGGUGACCAUCGACGGCGUCGACAUUGCAUCGCUCAACGUCGCGUCGCUGCGCCGCCACAUUGCGAUCGUGUCGCAAGAGCCCGUGCUGUUUGCAGGCUCGAUCGCCGACAACAUCGCCAUGGGUAAGCCGAAUGCGAGUCGAAAUGAGGUGGAAGAUGCGGCGAGGAAGGCCAAUGCCCACGACUUUAUCGAGCGGUUCCCGGACGGCUACGACACGUCGGUGGGCGACCGCGGCGUGCAAAUCUCGGGCGGCCAAAAGCAGCGCGUGGCAAUCGCGCGGGCCAUCAUUCGCGAUCCUGCCAUCUUGCUGCUCGACGAAGCAACGAGCGCGCUCGAUACGGAGAGCGAAGCCAUUGUCCAAGCGUCGCUCGACAAGCUCCUCACGCUCAAGAAGCGGACGACGAUCAUCGUGGCCCACCGCCUCUCGACGAUCCGCAACGCCGACGUCAUUGCUGUCGUUCACGACGGCCGCGUCGCCGAGCUCGGGACGCACGACCAGCUCAUGAACAUCCCUGAUGGCUUGUACCAGAACCUCGUCGCUCGUCAAAUGAGCAAGACGACCGCGUAGAGAAGACUCUACUUUGAAUGCAAGUGUAUAUAGAGUACGACGAA